Camellia sinensis is the source of this 3193-nucleotide messenger RNA. Lineage: Eukaryota; Viridiplantae; Streptophyta; Magnoliopsida; Ericales; Theaceae. The record is from RefSeq and is a predicted model, not a curated record.
AGUCCCAAAAUCCAAAGCAGCCCAUUUCCGCAGAAUCAACAUUACAUUGUCUACUGUGCUGUGUUAUAUUUGGAUUUUUCUUGAUAUUAGUUCUCUGGUUCUUCUCAUGGCUGAAAUUGAUAACCCACCAAGUGGAGGAAAACGCACGCCGCCUAAAGACUUUGUAUGUCCCAUAACUAGUCACGUAUUUCAUGAUCCUGUGACUCUAGAGACUGGUCAGACUUACGAGCGUGAAGCAAUCCAAGAAUGGCUUGAUAGGGGAAAUUGUACGUGCCCAAUUACGCGCCAAAAGCUUCCCAGCACUCAACUGCCUAAAACAAAUUAUGUACUUAAACGUCUCAUAGCGAGUUGGCAAGAACAGAAUCCCAAUUCAGUUCCCGUCAAAACUGAAAACUCACAAGCAGAAAGAGAGCCAUUUUUGAACUCAAUGACGCAUUUGAUUUCUCCUAACAUUGAUGGCACAGUUAGUGAGCUGCGACAAGCCAUUACAAACCUUUGUAUGUCAGAAAUUUUAAAAGAGUCAGAAAUGGCGGUGCUACAAAUUGAGCGGUUCUGGCAGGAAUCAAAAAUGGAAGUCGAGAUUCAAACUAUGCUCUCGAAACCUCCGGUUAUUAAUGGGUUUGUGGAGAUCCUUCUCAAUUCUGUGGAUCUCCAAGUCUUGACUGCGACAGUUUCCCUCUUGUCCGAGCUUGGAUCAAGAGACCACACUGUGAUCCAGACACUAACCACAGUGGAUUCUGAUGUGGAAUGUGUUGUUGAUCUUUUCAAGAAGGGUUUAUUUGAAUCUGUCGUGUUGAUUUACUUGCUAAGACCCUCCUCCACGAGCCUCAUUGAGAUGGAAAUGGUGGAGACCCUUUUGAUAGUAAUUAGAAAUAAAGAAGAUGAUACGCUCAAAAUGUGUAUGACGCCAAAAACAGCAGCAGUGAUUUUGUUGGGGCAAAUACUUGAAAGUGCUCAGGAAAUUAGUGAAAUUGUGAGGAGGGCUAUUACGACUAAGGCAAUUGAAAGUUUUGUCACGAGCUUGAAAUCCGAUUGGGUAGAGGAAAGGAUCACUGCGGUUGGUAUCUUAUUGAGGUGCAUGCUAACGGAAGGCAAGUGCAGGAAUGACAUUGCUGAUAAGGCUGAGUUGGGCCCUGUUCUGGAGAGCUUCAUGGGUGCAAAUGAUAGUGAGCGCUUUGAGAUAGUUCGAUUUUUUUCUGAAUUAGUUAAGCUGAAUAGAACAACGUUUAAUGAGCAGAUCCUCCAUAUCAUAAAGGAUGAAGGAACUUAUAGUACAAUGCACACACUCCUCAUGUAUCUACAGACAGCCCUCCAGGAUCAAUGUCCUAUCGUAGCUGGCCUCCUCCUCCGGCUUGACAUAUUGGAGGAGCCAAGGAAGAUGAGCAUAUACCGAGAAGAGGCAAUAGAUACCCUUAUUUCAUGCCUAAGAAAUUCAGACUUCCCUGCCACUCAAAUAGCAGCUGCUGAGACAAUUUUGGCCCUCCAAGGGCGGUUCUCUUCUUCUGGAAAGCCCGUUGCCCGGAUCUUUCUCCUUAAACGUGCAGGACUUGACAAAAGUUACAAAUCUUUAACGAGAAAGGAGCAGUUUAGGAACAUAUCAGGAGACAUUCCAGGAAAUUUGGAGGAGGAGAAGGCUGCUGAGGAGUGGGAAAGAAAGAUGGCAUUUGCUCUUGUCAGCCAUGAAUCUGGUCUGGUGUUUGAGGCUUUAGCAGUAGGCUUAAAGAGUAGAUAUGCAGAGUUAUGUUCAGCAUGCUUUGUGUCAGCCACGUGGCUUUUACAAAUGCUCAAUGUCCUUCCAGACACAGGCGUACGAGGAACAGCUCGUGUAUGCUUGCUCAAGCGCUUUUUAUCACUAUUCAAGUCUGCAAAGGACAAAGAAGAUAAAGUCCUUUCCAUGCUCGCUCUGAAUAGCUUCAUCCGUGAUGCUGAGGGGAUGGGUGAAAUUACUUCCCACCGGAAGGAUAUCUUAACGGGUCUGAGAGAGCUCAAGAAAUCGUCUACAAUGGCAUUUGAUAUGCUGAAAGUUUUCUCAGAAGGGAAUGACUCCAGUGCUGACCUGUGGAAUCAUAAAGAAUUAGUUCAAGAAGAUUGCAAUGUAAAUGGAAAAGUGCUGUCAGUAGUUUGCUUCAAAAACAAGAUAUUUUCUGGCCAUUCAGAUGGAACGAUAAAGGUGUGGACUGGUAGAGGAUGCAUUAUACCUCUUAUUCAAGAAACUCAAUUGCAUACCAAGGCAGUUACUAGCUUGGCAAUUCUACAGACACAAGAUAAGCUAUACAGUGGUUCACUUGACAGGACUGUAAGGGUCUGGUCUAUCAACAGUGAAGUAAUUCAUUGCACACAAGUUCAUGAAGUGAAGGAUCAAGUUAAUAAUCUACUAGUUGAUAAAAGCAUUUUGUGCUUCAUUCCACAAGGAGCUGGCAUCAAGGUGCAGUCAUGGAGUGGAGGAUCCAAAUUGUUGAAUCCAAGCAAAUAUGCAAAGUGUUUAGCCCUUGUACAAGGGAAAUUAUACUGUGGAUGCCAGGACAAUACUAUUCAGGAAAUUGGUUUAGACACCGGAACUCUCAGUACAAUUCAAACUGGAUCCAGGAAAUAUCUAGCGAAAGCAAGUCCCAUCUAUGCACUGCAUGUUCAUGAUGGGCUAAUAUAUUCGGCCAGCUCUUCCUUAGAUGGAGCAGCUAUAAAGAUAUGGAAUGCUUCGAAUUACAGUAUGGUUGGAUCGUUGCCAUCUACAUUGGAGGUGAGGGCCAUGGCUAUAAGCUCUGAGCUGAUAUAUUUGGGUUGCAAGGGAGGGAUUGUGGAAAUUUGGUGCAGAAAAAAACACAGUAAAAUAGAAACACUUCAAAGUGGUACUACUGCUAAAAUUCUAUGUAUGAGUCUUGAUGCCGAUGAAGAAGUUUUGGUGGUUGGAACAUCUGAUGGCGGAAUUCAGGCAUGGGGACUGACCUAAAUGAGGAUGAACCACAAGUUUUUCAUAUACACGGUUGCAGACUAAAAUCAUCAAUUGACAUUAUUUUGGGUUCUAGGAACUAGGAAUAAGCUUCUUCUCUGUUUGGGAGAUGUUCUUGGCAAAUUGUAUAUAUACAUAUUAUGACAACCUUUGUUGUUUCCGUCAUGGCCGUUAUAGGGCCUCUUUAUAUCCUUGUACAGAAUAACGUACAAAGAGCUUGAAAUUGUUGGAAAAAUAAAUUUGCUU